AUGUCUCAAUCACUUCUUUCACAACUUGGGAAGCAACUGCAGCCAUCAAAAUAUAACAAAAGACAGUCAAGUCAAGCUGCACUGAGUACGACAAUUCUUUUGCAGAAUGGCUUCGUCAUACAGCAUGAUGAGCAUGAUUCUAUUCAAGUCGUUGAGAAUACCGACAUCCUGAUAAUGGACGGUAUUAUCAAGGAAAUAGGCAAAUCUAUCAAGCCUCCACCUCAUACUGAAGUUGUCGACUGCUCCAACAAGAUAAUUAGUCCGGGUUUCAUCAACACACAUCACCACCUCUGGCAGACACAGCUCAAGGGUUAUGGUACAGACAACUGCUGGUUGGACUACUUUUCAGAUGACCUCCUUCAGUCUUUCAAUUAUACCCCUCAAGAUAUCUACUGGGGCCAAUUGGCUGGUUGUCUUGAAGCCAUCGACGCCGGAACAACAUACGUCCUUGACCACUGCCAUGGAUGCAAAUCUCCCGAACACGACUCUGGUAUCAGAGGAGUAUUCGCUUACGGGGAAACGUUUUUGAAUCUCCAGAAAUGGGACGACAAAUCAUGUGUCCCGAAUCCCAUGUCUGUAUCCGAACCAUUCAUUGAGCAUGUCGAAGAUUUAGCCCAAAGAGGCCCUUUUGGGAAUGGUUGUGUCGACGUUGGCGUUUCAUUCGAUGGAUAUCAUAUGCCACAACAAGAAGUGGAAAAGUUAUUCCAUCGAGCGGUCAAAGCCGGUGUCAAGCUUAUUACAUCACACAGCGGCAAUUUCGGAUCCUCUGUACCAAAAGCUCUUGAGAAGUACUCUCUGUUCCCUGGCCCAGAAGACGACUACACUAUUCUCAUCUCUCACGGUAACUACAUGGACGACGAAGACUUCGAUAUCCUCAAGAAACACCAUGUCCCGCUAGCAUGCACACCAGCCACAGAAGCUCAAGGCUCAAUGGGCUGGCACCUCCUAUUCGAACCAGGCCUCAUCACCGCCUUGGGCGCAGACUGCCAUUGUCUCACUUCCUCGUCACUCAUGCAAGCAGCUCGGACCGCUCUUCUAUUCUCCCGCUUACAAAAGACACUUGAGUACAAAGAAAAAGGCCAAAGGCUUGAUAAAUUCGAUCAAACGAGUCAUGAUGUCUUUAACAAAGCGACCAUUGAAGCUGCGAGGGCUGUUGGCAUGGGAAAUGAAAUAGGGUCUAUUGCCGUUGGUAAAAGGGCGGAUAUUGUGAUAUUCUCCCGGGAUCAAUCGUUAGCAUUCGGUGCGUCGGCGAGAGAGGAACCAAUCGCUGCGAUCGUCACGUACAGUGAGGCCCGCGAUAUCGAGGCUGUUUUGGUAAACGGCUGUUUUAGGAAACGUGACGGCAGGAUGGUUCCCGUUUCGAAGGAUGGAAAAGACGUUGGAAUUGAUCGUGUCUUGACAGAGCUUGAUCAGAGUCAGAGGGAUAUUAGGAAGAAGCGAGAGUCAUGCAACACGGCCAUAUCAAAGGGCUUAGUUUGUAGCAUCGUUAAUCCUGGUCAGACAUAG
Messenger RNA from Fusarium tjaetaba, 1506 nucleotides. RefSeq names its product 5-methylthioadenosine s-adenosylhomocysteine deaminase. The record is from RefSeq and is a predicted model, not a curated record. The transcript has 4 exons. Bases 1 to 1506 code for a protein of 501 amino acids. NCBI's taxonomy places the organism in Eukaryota, Fungi, Ascomycota, Sordariomycetes, Hypocreales, Nectriaceae. Gene Ontology annotation, molecular function: hydrolase activity, acting on carbon-nitrogen (but not peptide) bonds.